CGAUGAAAAUUUGACUGAAGUUGUGAAAAGUCACGAGAUCCAGGAGACCGCACAAAAAUGAGCCUCCUUGGGGACAGCGGCGUUUUGCAAUGUUACAAAUAACAGCAUGCAUUUUCCUGUGCUGUGAUUGGCUGAUACUCGACAAGCGGGAUUCUUGAAAUGAGAGAACCGAAAACGUUCGCAUUCGCGAGUCUAUCACCACAAAGCUAAAAGGUUGGCUAAAGGAAGAACUAAAACAACUCUACAUUUACACAGUUGAAGUACUGUCCACUUGGCGCUGGUAGCCACGUUUAAGAGUAGUUUAUCGUUGUAUUUUCUUAGUUUUCUGCCUGGCAGUUUUGUAUUACGCCUUUGAAUUUGCAGUCGUUAGUUCAAACCUCAACCGCUUUCCGUGUGAAAAUGUCGUUGGCGUUUCGCAUCACAAACAACUUCCAGGAUAAUGCAGAUAGCAACGCUUUAAAGAAAGCUAAGAUGGAAGAUGGACAAGCCAGAGCAACGCAGCAAGGACAGAAACGAGCGGCUUUGGGCACAAUAACGAACAACGCUGGGUUGAGAAUUCAGCCAUUUCGCGCAGCCAAACAACAGGCUGGCUUGGCCGGUUCUUCGUUUUCCGUCGGAGCUGCCAAGAACGACGAAAAUGCAUUCAGUCGUGCACAACAAAAGACCGCCUUCGCUGUACCGACAACUGCACAGCAAAGUUUCACCAUUCACGUAGACCCCGAGCCAGUUCUCGCCCAAAGUUCAGCAUUUAUCACGAGCUCCACAGUACAAGAACUGAACCCGGCCUUAACAUCCCUUUCACGACCUGCUUUAACAAAUGUGUUCGUCGGAAACGGAGCCGGGGAAGAAGGUGAGCUCGCAACAGGGGACUCGCCUAUGGUCAUAGACUCUAGCGAUGACGAGGACUUGGACUGCGCGAAGGAAACAGCGCCAGAAAUACACGACAUCGAUAGCGGCAACGACAUCUUUUCCUGCUCGGAAUAUGCUUCAGAGAUAUUCCAAAACUUGAAGCAAUCAGAGCUCAAGAACAGGCCCAAAGCUGGUUACAUGAAAAAACAGUCCGACAUCAACCACAGUAUGCGUGCAAUCCUGGUUGAUUGGCUGGUUGAAGUUGCAGAAGAAUACAAACUUUUACCUCAGACGCUUUACUUAACAAUAAACUAUAUUGACCGUUUCCUGUCUGUCAUGUCAGUGUUACGGGGAAAGCUUCAACUGGUGGGAACUGCAUGUAUGUUAGUAGCAGCCAAGUUUGAGGAAAUUUAUCCACCUGAUGUGUCAGAUUUUGUCUUCAUCACUGAUGACACUUACACUACUAAGCAGGUUCUGAAAAUGGAAUCUCUCAUUCUUAAGACUUUAGGAUUUUAUAUUUGUGUACCAACAAUAGUAGAUUUCCUUGAAAGAUUUUUAAAGGCUACAGAAUGUUCUGAGUCAGAGAGUCCCAAAGUUGAAGCACUAGCAAAGUAUCUCUGUGAGCUUUCAAUGCUUGAAGCGGACCCUUUUCUCAAUUAUCUUCCAUCAACAAUUGCUGCCAGUGCUGUUGUUUUGUCUCUUCAUACUCUUGGACUUCAAUCAUGGAAUCCAACAUUGUCUCACUACACCGGAUUCCAACAUCUUGAUCUGCAAGCAUGUAUCCAUGAUCUUCAUCGUGCAUUCAGCCAUGCACCGAAACAUCCUCAGCAAGCUAUUAGGGAUAAAUACAAGCAGUCUAGGUAAGAACAGUCAAGUGUGUAGACAAGGGGGCGGGGGUGUUCUCUAAUCUUUUUGCCAAGCCUGAAAUAGAAUAACUUAAUUAAGUCGGCCUUGAAAGGAAAAGCGUUGCCACACUAAAGGAAAAACUGAAAAUAACUUUCGUUUUCAAGGUCGCAAAGAAAUAGUUACACUAAUUGGAUAGAGAAGUUCAAAGUUGGGUGUUUCUUUUAUGUAGGGCAUAGUGACCAUUGUCAAUGUUGAAGUCGUACUGUGGCCUAUGAAAAUAAUUAACUGUUUCAACUUCCAAGAACAACAAUAACAACAAGCAAAUUCAAAGCAACAAUUAUUUGAUGUCUUGUGGUUAAGGUAUUUGUUUCCUUCACAGAGCUUCCUUAUAGGUACAUUGUAAAGGCAAAUACCAACCAUUGAGGUAUACUUGUCAAGUAAAGGAGGGCCAAUAUCCAGGAGAGGGAGGGGU
Messenger RNA from Orbicella faveolata, 2167 nucleotides. RefSeq names its product G2/mitotic-specific cyclin-A-like. Gene Ontology annotation, biological process: mitotic cell cycle phase transition. The record is from RefSeq and is a predicted model, not a curated record. Lineage: Eukaryota; Metazoa; Cnidaria; Anthozoa; Scleractinia; Merulinidae. Gene Ontology annotation, molecular function: cyclin-dependent protein serine/threonine kinase regulator activity.